Messenger RNA from Sesamum indicum (sesame), 1952 nucleotides. Its product is annotated as Ubiquitin-like superfamily protein. The record is from RefSeq and is a predicted model, not a curated record. Gene Ontology annotation, molecular function: protein binding. Lineage: Eukaryota; Viridiplantae; Streptophyta; Magnoliopsida; Lamiales; Pedaliaceae.
GCAAAGUCUUAGAAGCUAAAGAGGCUAAGUGCAAGGUUUUCAGAGUAAGAAAACGAAACAGUGAGGAAGUCAGAGAAUUAAUACCACAAUUGAACUCUCGAUUGCCAGUUGUUUCGUCUGAAUCUCUCUACUUUCACGAAGAUGGAGCAAUCUCUUUCGUCACUGGCAUUUAGAGGUUCCAUUUUAGAAGCAAUUGCUGAAGCGAAACAACAGAAGAAACUUUUUGUCGUCUAUACUUCAAGUGACAAUUCGGAGUCAAAACUUUUAGAAACAUCCACAUGGAUCGAUCCAAGUGUUUCUGAGGUGUUGUCAAAGUACUGCAUUUUGUUACACAUCUUGGAAGGAAGCUCUGAAGCAUCAAAUUUUUCAGCAAUAUAUCCCCAGCAUUCUGCCCCUUGUAUAACUGCUAUUGGAUAUAAUGGUGUACAACUUUGGCAAAAAGAGGGCUUUGUCAGUGCCGAUGUUCUUGCUUCCAGUCUUGAGGAGGCAUGGUUAGGUCUUCAUGUUCAGGAGACUACUGCUGCUUUCUUGACUGCUGCACUUGCUUCUGGAAAACAACUGGCUUCAGGAACUUCGGGGAUUACUUCAUCUGAGCAAGUGACACCAGGGACACAUGUGUCGGCACCAUUGACCAAUGCUCAUGUCCUAUCCCCGGAUGCUGGACAGCCAUUAUAUUCUGGGGCAACAGCAGAUAGUAACAGUUCUAAAGAUGCUUCGAAAGAGACAGAUUCCAAGGGGGUUGGUGUGGGUUCUACUGAACCAUCUCUUGCUGUGAGCAGUCGUGAACUUGAUAAGUCUAUUUCCGAAAUUGAAGCAGGAAAUACUUCACAGGACCCGACUGAGAGAAGUCAAAAUAACCCUAAAGUGGCAUAUCCUGUGCCGGAAAAUAAUUUAAGCUUUUCUGAUAAUCAUUUGGACAGCAGCAAUGAAGUUUUUCACGAGAUUUCAAAUGAAGCUAAUGAAGUGGCACAUGUUCGUACAGAAGAGACCAGAGAAGUUGAGAAAGAUGAUACUCCAGCUUCCUCUGCCAUUAAAUCAAAUGAUAUUUUCCUAAAUAUUAGACUGCCUGAUGGUUCUAGCCUACAAGUCAAGUUUUCCGUGAAUGAUACCUUGAAAAUGGUUAAAGAUUAUAUAUAUGGAAUUCAAUCAAGCAGCUUUGGCUCUUUUACUCUAGCAAUUCCUUACCCUAGAAAGGUUUUCAGUGACCAAGAUUUGGGCAGCACAUUAUCAGAACUGGGUCUCUUCAAUAGGCAGGCAUUAGUUGUGGUGCCAUAUAACCAAAAUAAUUUGCAUCGUAGAGGAGUACCUUCGCACUAUGAAGCUUCUCCCUCAAAUGAUGCUGGCUCUUCUAGUGAAGGCGGAGGAUAUUGGGCAUUUCUGAGAAGAAUUUUAUCUUAUGCAAACCCUUUUUCUUAUCUUAGUGGAGAUGCCAGCACACCAAGUGCUACCCAGGAAUCCCAAAGUGGCGUAUGGCAAUACAGCCCAAAUCCUUCACUUCAGAAUGCCCUUAGGGAUAGGAGCAGACCACCAAUCAACUCAUCCGACACGAGUGGCAGAAACAGCAACAGCAGCACUGUACGCAGGCAGCAAACUUCUCGCUCCUUCGGAGGUAACAUCCACACAUUAAAACACGAUGAUGAUGAUAGUCGGCCUAACGACAGAAAUGCCUUUUGGAACGGAAACUCGACCCAAUUUGGUGGCAAUGACGACGGGAAGUAAGUCUGGUUUUCAACUUUUGGCUACUGUACAGGAAGGACAUGAUCCAAAUCAAGGUACCGGGAUAACUUUGCUUUCUUCACACUAAACCUUGACGUUUAUGAAGCUAUAAGCAGAUAAAUUGAACAUGUUUACCUCUUUAUAUGUGAGUAACAAAGUGAUUCUUGUUCUUGGUUCAUCAUCUUAUUACUGCAUAAUAGACGCUUUUUUUAAUCUAUUUAUGAUUUUCUGCUGCU